AUGAAUAUAUUAACACGUGCGGAAGAAGAAGAAUUACUAAAGAAAUUUAAAAUGAAUGCAAGAACAAAUUGUGCAUCAUUGAUUCAAGAAUUUGUUGAUUGUACCACAGGAAGAGUUGUUUCGGUUGCGUGGGCUUGUAGAAGCCAACUAAAAGCCAUGAACAAUUGUUUAAAUAAAUUUACUACACAAGAAGAACUAGAUAAACUGAGAUUAGAAUAUAUUAAACAAAAAAGACAAAAAGCUUAA
Messenger RNA from Funneliformis mosseae, 246 nucleotides. NCBI's taxonomy places the organism in Eukaryota, Fungi, Glomeromycota, Glomeromycetes, Glomerales, Glomeraceae. The record is from the annotation of a GenBank genome assembly.